AUGCAACAAAAGGAUCAGACAAUUGCUCAGCCAACAUCUCCACUGAAACAAUUAGACAGCUCAGAACCUUCUUCCAAAUCCACUGAAGCACUUACAUCAAUUUAUGGAAAAGAACCAAAGCUCACAGCACUUCGGCCACAGUCAGAACAAAUGGAGCUUCCCAAGAAGGAGACCAUAUGUGACACUGAAGCAAAAGUUAGGUCACAUGAAAAAAUAAUGCAACCUUUAAAACUAUCAGAGGUGAAAUCCACUAGAGGCAUUACCGAAGAACCAUCCCAGAUAUCAGACUCUUCAGGAAUCAAUGGCAAACCUAAGAUGGUGACACAGUCAGAGACAAAAAUCCAGGAAACUAGAGAAGUGAAGGAAGUUGUGCAAGAGAUGAGGGAUAAAAACUAUGGUACAGGAGAAAAUAUUGGUGGUUUCCUGACAUCCAAAAAGCAGACAGGCAUUGUUUUUCAAUCAAAGCAAGCCAGUUCUGAUAAUAAUCAGAUUCGGGUGAACCCUGUCUCUAACAGAAAACAUACAAGAACAGUUUUAUCUCAGCCAAAGAACAAAACAGUUGCCAGUAGUUCCAGUAAGGAAACUGCGGUUUCCACUGAACAAGACAUACCCCUUAACAAAAUGGUAAAAGAUAACAUCUCGAAGUUUAUUCAUAGAAUGGCAAUUGGAGAUGGCAAGAAAAAUUUGGAAGAGGGACCGGGGAGUGUGAUCACACUUGCAGGUGAUAAUAGAGGAGCAUCUAUGCAACUUGGUUCUGACUCAUCCAGAAAAGAAGGGGCAAUCCACAUUCGCAGAGGCUAUCCAGAUGAAAGUGCCGAUGCAACUACAGAUGCAGAGGGAAAUUCAGAGGGAAGACGACCAAAAGAUGUAAGGACCAUGGAAGGUCAAGAAAUAGAGGCAUAUCUAAACUGCAACGUGCAGGGCAUGAACAACUCAAUUACAUUUGACAGUGCCAUUGAGGCAAAAAAUUCAGGUAUACAUAUGUUGUUCCCUCGUAUGCCUUCAGAACCUAUAAGAUCAAGUGAGAGAACAGGACCCUUUGAGGCACACAAGGCUAAAUUUAAUGUAACCCCUGCCCAGAAACUUACAUACGAGCCAAAGAUCAGAAGAAGAUGCCUCAAAGGCCUUUUCCUUGAACCAAGUGAUUCUGAUCCAGAUAACCCUGGUUGCCAUGUUGGCUGCAUGGAGAAGAGUAAUGAUGACGAGAUAGAGAUUUUUUGA
This is a messenger RNA of Nicotiana attenuata, 1221 nucleotides long. RefSeq lists its product as uncharacterized. Bases 1 to 1221 code for a protein of 406 amino acids. The transcript has a single exon. NCBI's taxonomy places the organism in Eukaryota, Viridiplantae, Streptophyta, Magnoliopsida, Solanales, Solanaceae. The record is from RefSeq and is a predicted model, not a curated record.